This is a messenger RNA of Drosophila persimilis, 2298 nucleotides long. It is a transcript of the gene Sb, whose product is annotated as serine proteinase stubble. The record is from RefSeq and is a predicted model, not a curated record. The annotation marks the transcript as partial. The transcript is spliced from 8 exons. Lineage: Eukaryota; Metazoa; Arthropoda; Insecta; Diptera; Drosophilidae. Gene Ontology annotation, molecular function: serine-type endopeptidase activity. Gene Ontology annotation, biological process: proteolysis.
GGAGGAGCAGCAGCCACCACCAAGAUGUGUCCCAAAAGGCAUUGGCUAGUCAACAAAGCAACGGCAGCGGGAAAGGGUAGCAGGCGGAGUCUAGACCAAAUAGUAGAAGUAUUAGUAGCCUUAAUCUUAGUCAAUUGCCUCGUGGCCACAGCGACAGCGGCCCUGAUCACGCCACCCCACGAUCUGGACUCCAUCGAAGAUGAGGAUCUGUCGGGCUUCUAUCGCAGCCCCCACCGGCUGGAGGGCUACCAGCAGCAGCAGCGGAACAGCCAGAACUUCAAGAUCAGCCCCAAGCCGUGCUCCUUCGGCCGCGUGGAGGGCACCUGCAUGUUCGUGUGGGAGUGCAUCAAGAGCGAGGGCCGCCACGUGGGCAUGUGCGUGGACUCGUUCAUGUUCGGCUCCUGUUGCACGCACAACUACACGGACAACAUUGUCCUGCCGCAGACGGCCUUCUCGUACACGAGACCCACCAAGCCGCUGACACUACGGCCGCGUCCGCCGCCCCCCGCCUACAAGCCGAUGAUUAGUGGGAUGACCACCAUCGAGCGACCACAUGGCGCUGGCACGUUGGUGAUUCGUCCUUCGGGUCCGCACCACCAGGGCACCCUGGCACGCCCACAUCCUCCGCCCUACCAGAGCAAGCCCACAACAGCCUCGGACCUGCUGAGUGCCGCCUCCAUGCACGCCGGUUCGAGCUCCAGCUCCAGUUCGAGUAAGUGGCAUAGCAUUUGGCAUACAUCAACCCAGCAGCAGCAGCAGCAGCAGGCGCAGGCGCAGGCGCAACAGCAGCAUCAACAGAAUCAACAGAAUCACUGGCAGAUGACCACCGAACCGAGCUUUAUUACCAGGCCGCGACCCACCGGCUGGACGAAGCCCGGCAUCGUCAAUCUCCCAAUGUCCGGCCCACGUCCCUCGAAGCCAUCGAAGCCCACAAAGAAACCGAUUGUCUACGAGCGGCCGCCACCGCCACCGCCACUGCCACCAUCAUCCACGACGACAUCAUCGACGACGACGACGACGAUCCAGACACAGGGCCCCACCAGGCCACAGCUGUCGGCGGGCACAUCAUUAGCCACAUCGUCGGCUUACCCAACCUUCUCCACAUCGAAGGCUACGACGACAACAACGACAACGACGACGACCAGGAGAACGACCACACCAGCUCCGACAACAACGACAACGACAAGGAGAACUACCAGCAACACAAGGCCCUACCAGAGGCCCACCACAGAGAGCAGCAGCAGCACAACGAGGAGUUCGACAACCACUGCCAAGACACCCACCACGACCAGGGCACAUCCUAGUCCCAGCAGCAGCAGUGGAGGCAUCAUCUCUAGCAGCAGCAGCAGUCGGCCCACGCAUCGGCCUAUCGGCGGCGGCGGAGAGGGGGGCCAUAUCGAGACCAACGAGAUAACGGACUCCUCCACACACGAUGGGGCGGCGGGCGGGGCAACGACGGCGCUGGGGCAUGUGAAGACCAUUUCGGCGGCGCGCAGCGAAUGCGGCGUCCCGACGCUGGCCCGGCCCGAAACGCGAAUUGUGGGCGGCAAGAGUGCGGCCUUCGGUCGUUGGCCCUGGCAGGUGUCGGUGCGACGCACCUCCUUCUUUGGCUUCUCGAGCACCCAUCGGUGCGGUGGCGCUUUGAUCAACGAGAACUGGAUAGCCACAGCCGGUCACUGUGUGGACGACCUGCUCAUCUCUCAGAUACGCAUCCGCGUGGGCGAGUACGACUUCUCCCAUGUGCAGGAACAGCUGCCCUAUAUAGAGCGCGGCGUGGCCAAGAAGGUGGUCCAUCCGAAGUACAACUUCUUCACGUACGAGUACGACCUGGCGCUGGUCAAGCUGGAGCAGCCGCUCGAAUUUGCGCCGCAUGUCAGUCCCAUUUGUCUGCCCGAGACGGAGAGCCUUCUAAUUGGCAUGAAUGCCACGGUCACCGGCUGGGGUCGUCUGAGCGAGGGCGGCACCCUGCCCUCGGUCCUCCAAGAGGUCUCCGUUCCAAUUGUAAGCAACGACAAUUGCAAGUCCAUGUUUCUGCGCGCCGGACGCCAGGAAUUCAUACCAGACAUAUUCCUGUGCGCGGGCUAUGAGACGGGGGGCCAGGACUCUUGCCAGGGCGACUCCGGCGGACCUCUGCAGGCCAAAUCGUCGGACGGUCGCUUCUUUCUGGCUGGCAUCAUCUCCUGGGGCAUUGGCUGUGCGGAGGCCAAUCUGCCCGGCGUGUGUACGCGCAUCUCCAAGUUUGUACCCUGGAUACUGGAGCAUGUCAGAUGAUGAUCAGAUGAUCAGACGAUCACUCGC